GGAAGCCAAAUCGGCACUUUUGACGGCAGAGAUAAUGAACUUCUUUGUAUUUUUGUGUAUUUAACAAUAAAACAACAACCUCAAAAGUUAUUAUGCGCAAAGCACGGACGUCGACGAUGAAAUAGGUUAGAUUUUAAUUAACCCGGACGCAUGAUAACAGAGCUGACCUGACCUAACAGUCAUUUUGUCUGUGAGCAUGAAGCUGGACAUUGCUUACAACCAGCUGAUGCAUGUGGAAUGGAGGAGACGAGACAACAGGCAAAUACACUUGUAUUCCAGGUAUGUGAUGGCUCUGGCCACUGUGACUACUGUGCUGCUAGCCGCCAUGGCUCUCUAUAACCUCUUGACACCGAGGGUUUCCUCCUCCCAUCCUGCACCGAGCAGCAGCCUCCAUCUCUCCCCAGCUGAGUCCUGCUCAGACUCCUGCAGGAUUGUUCUGGUGGAGAGCAUCCCUGAAGGACUGGAGUUUAAUUCCAGCACCACUCACCCCUCCAUCUUCCAGAGCUGGCUCAGUCUGAUGGCUGAGGCUCGCAGCAGUCUCAACAUCGCCUCGUUCUACUGGACACUCACUAACCAAGACACUGGCACUCAUGAGCCGACAGCCUAUCAGGGUGAGACCAUUCUGACGAAACUAGCCGAACUUUCAGGGACGUUGUCUGUUCGCAUCGCAGUCAACACACCGCAGGAUAGUCAACCCCAGAGAGACCUGACACUGCUCAAUCACUCAGGAGCAGAUAUCAGGACAGUUAACAUGAGACAGCUCACCUCAGGCGUACUUCACACCAAGUUCUGGGUUGUGGACAAGAAACAUGUGUACAUCGGCAGCGCCAACAUGGACUGGAGAUCCCUCACACAGGUGAAGGAGCUCGCCGCCGUGGUUUACAACUGCAGCAGUUUGGCUGCAGACUUGGGAAAGAUCUUUGAAGCCUAUUGGUUCCUGGGGGAGAGUCAGUCGAUCCCAUCGCCUUGGCCCGCCAGCUUCUCCACCUUCUACAACAAAGAUACGCCUCUCCAGCUGCUACUCAACAACACACCAUCCAGCGUCUACCUGUCGAGCUCCCCUCCAUCCGUUUGUGCAGCUGGUAGGACUCCAGACCUUCAGUCCAUCCUCAGUGUGAUUGAGGACGCCCAGAGCUUCAUCUACAUUGCUGUCAUGAACUACCUGCCCACCAUGGAGUUCUCACAUCCCAAAAGGUACUGGGCAGACAUCGACACCCAGCUGAGGCGAGCGGCGUACGAGAAGAAGGUCGAGGUACGCCUGCUGAUCAGUUGCUGGAACAGCACCCCGCCAGUCAUGUUUUCCUUCCUAAAGUCUCUGGCCUCAGUCUAUGACCCCAAGCACAACCUGGACAUCCAGGUGAGACUGUUCGUGGUGCCUGCCAGCCCCAAACAGAAGGAGAUUCCCUUUGCCAGAGUCAACCACAACAAGUACAUGGUGACUGACAAGAUAGCCUACAUAGGUACAUCAAACUGGUCAGGUGACUACUUUGCAAACACAGCUGGCUCAGCGCUGGUUGUCAACCAGACUGCAUCACAGUCCCUGGAGCCAACUGUACAAUCACAGUUGAAGGCUGUGUUUGAGAGGGACUGGAGCUCGGACUACAGCACUCCUCUCACCCAGCUUACAAACCUCAAAGACGUCUGUUAGUCUCAACAGCCAGUAUUACAAACACACUAUCAGUCUACUUUAAAGAGCCCAUGGCUGCUCAUUUUGCUCAUUUCCAGCCAUUUAAUGUUUAAUCUUGAGUACCUCUGGAUUAGCUUUGCACCUCAAAUAGGCUAAUUGUUUCAGAACGAGAGCCUCCUCUUGAAAGCGAGAGGUUAGUUCAUGAACACGCACACCUCGUGUUGCCGAUCAGGAAGCUACUACAAUGCAUAAACAAUAACUAAUUAAUAAUUUAAUAAAUAAACUAUGUUUCUGACAAUAACAGUACCUCAAAUCCUACCAGACAUGUUUGAG
Messenger RNA from Monopterus albus (swamp eel), 1960 nucleotides. RefSeq names its product phospholipase D family member 3 (gene pld3). Gene Ontology annotation, molecular function: catalytic activity. The transcript has 12 exons. Lineage: Eukaryota; Metazoa; Chordata; Actinopteri; Synbranchiformes; Synbranchidae. The record is from RefSeq and is a predicted model, not a curated record. Bases 197 to 1648 code for a protein of 483 amino acids.